AUGAAUUUCUGUGGACUUGAAAAUGAACAGCAGGAGAACGACGUGUGUUCCUUGUGGAAUGGGCCUCGUAUAAAAUUCGAAGACGAUAAUGUGGACGGCAAUUUCCGUGAGCUUUCCUUGGGCGAAGUUGAUCAGCGAAGGGCACUCGACAGAAUAGAGCACUCAAUCACGCAUGUCGGUAGUGACGAGGCCUAUUUUUCUCCACUAGACACCUGCACUAUAAAACCCACACGCACUACACUGGCAGAGAACAGCUUUAAUUUGAAAAGUACCUGUCUGAUGCCCGGUCGAAAGAGGGAAGAUAGAGAACCUAGAAUCCUGGAGCAUUCACCAACGUCGAGCCACAAUGAAACCAGAACCGCCACUGGAGGCGCUCUGCAGGCUUCAUCUCCAAUGGCGAAUUGGUCUCCAAGCUACAUCGUACCUACAAGCAACUCAAGCCCGAUUCCGUUGUACCUCAUUUCGGAUGAUGAAUGGAGCUCUACGCACAAGCCUGGACAAGCUACUCUUAAAAAUACCUCGCUAGAUCCACCGCUUGGACAGUCUUUUGCUCAAGGGAGUAUAAAGGGAGAAUGGGAGAAAGGCGAGAUCAAUGCAUGGACUACAAUUGCGCUGAAAGACAUUCUGCGGUUGGAACUCGGAGGGCCCAAACAGAAUAGAGCUCAUACCUACGAAAGCAGUUUCACAAUCAUUGUAGACCAAGAAAGCUCCAUCAACUACUUCGACUUUGAGGCCGCAUCUCCGGUACAGCGCGAGUACCUCUUAUCGUCGUUGAUGGUUGUGCUAGAACAAGAGUGUACUUCUUUGCAGACACGGAAGAACAGUGACGACGUUGAAUGCAUUCCAAAUGCUGGAACAAUGGAUCAGCCUAUUCUAUGCAGUCCGUCCUUGGAACAAAAUACCGUCCCGUCCAGGCCGUCGCCGCAAAAUUUGGAAUCUAAAGUGUCAUCUCGAGAAUGCUUAUACCUGGACGAGCAUGAUGCUGGAUCUGUUUCCAAGAUAUUCAUUGACAGUGGAGAACGACAGUUGCCGAAGGAUGCAGAUAAAUUUCCCUUUCAAAACCAGGAGAGUUCAGGACCAAUGGUCGGUAUGACUCAGGAAGAGAAAAUCGAUUUGUGCAUUGGCUUCGUUCCGAGUGCGAGUAGUGUAUACCUUGCGGAUGCGUGGUGUACGGAUGAUGUAUGUACACUGGCGAUGAAGGACAUCGCAGACAGCUGCGCCGGUAUUUUCGAAAAAAAGCAAAUCCGAAACGGUUCAGCCUCGUUUGACGGAUGCGUGAGUCCCGUUGACGCCGAACAAAUGGCCAUGGUUGAAGAUUAUGUCACGGGGGCAAUGGAAGCCCCUAGCGCAGUAUAUUCAUAUCUAACUGCUGAUGGUCGGGUUUGGCAGACUGAUAAACCGAUGGUUCUGCAGACUGCCUCGCAUGUAUGCACUCAUCCAGUCUUAAAGAACAGGGCAAGCCAAGCAAAUGCCCAAGUUCAUCGUCUCCAAAGAUUGCGUAGCGAAAUGACAUUUGCUGAUCCUUUGCGCCAAUCAGAGGAACGAACGCGGUGCAUUCGGACGACGCAGUCCUGUGCUGAUAUUCCUGGUUUAAAAGUCUCAUACCCAAAGAUCAAAGCUGAUAAUGAUGGACCCAGUCUUUUUCAUACAUCUGAUCUUCUUAAAUCCGUGAUGAACAAUACGAUGAUGAGCCGCACCAAUGACGGUCAGAAAAUCGAAAAUGAUGUUCUCUACUACGAUUCUGAUCCCGAAGACAUUCGUUUUCAAAGUACCUGCAGAAACCCGCGAAAAGCAUCCGCAAAACCUGAAGCCGCUGAAAAAAACAUUAACGCUGCAAGGCGUCCACUCGCAUUGAGCGGUGUCGGGUUUGAGCAGAUGGGAUCAGGGAAGCAAAUUAGCAGACAUUUGGACGAGGACGUCAUCGUUGAUCUAAGUCAGGUGUCUAUUUGGUGGAUGGAACUUUUUUGCUGCCAAAACUCACUUGGUCGGAGUCCGCAAAGGCCAUCCGUUGUCAUGCCUCGGUUGGAGAGCUCCAAAAGCUCGACUUGCUAG
Molecule: messenger RNA, 2052 nt
Organism: Phaeodactylum tricornutum CCAP 1055/1
Lineage: Eukaryota; Bacillariophyta; Bacillariophyceae; Surirellales; Neidiaceae
Exons: 3
Coding region: 1-2052 (683 amino acids)
Source: RefSeq, a predicted model, not a curated record